UCCAUAGCGACUGUACUUCAACGGUUUGUUUGUGUAGUGGUAGUUAGUGUUACAAAAUCCGUGUGUUUAGGUGUGUUGGUGUUGUGGAAGCUACUGUGUUGUGGAAGCUACUGUGUUGUUCCUGUUUGUGGACAUUUUUUAUGUUGCCAUCAGACAUCAAGAGGAAUACGGUAUUCCACGAAGCUAGACAUGAAGAAAUCUCAUAAGGAAUCGGUGACACCUAAAACACUGCCGCGGAAAACCUUAAGGCCUCGCAGAGUUAGAUUUGACCUGCCUGUGAAGGAGAAAGAGGUUUCACCAUCUCAGGAGACAUUGAAGGAGUCUUGCUCUCAUCAGAAGAAAGUGAAAUCCUCCCCAUCUUCUCCAACAGUUGAAGGGCCAUCUGUGGCAAACAGGACAAGAAAAAGAAAGCGGUCUGUGGCACCUUCCUCCCGUCUGCAGCAAGAACCAGGAUGCAACCUUGUUAAGAGUGAUUUGCCAGCUGGACAGACAGAAACUGCCUGUUCAACACCUGCACCAGUGCUUUCGGACACAAUAGAGGAGCCCGAAGAGUGUCCUCCGAAGAGACGAACACUACAUUCUCUCUUAAGUGUGGAACAAGAGAUAGUUCAAAUAUUGGCAGAAAUGCAAAUGAAGAGAUCUGGUUGUACUUUUGGUACUAAUGAUGAAGAAACCAAAAGAAACGUUACAAACGACACACAAACUGAAGAUAAUAGAUCUGGUGUCAAUGAUGAAGACAUGGGGAAAAAUGCUAUAAACCACGAACAAACUGAACAUAAUGGCACUGUUCCAGUUGCUGUUGAUGUCAUUAAUGCUAUUACUGAAAUUAACCUGGAUAAAACUCUCACUCCAAAUAACCCUGAAGAUGAUGCCACUGUUGCAGUAGCACUUGAUGCUGCUAGUGCUAUUAUUGAAAACAACCUGGAGGAAACUCUCAUCCCAAAUCACCAUGAAGAUGAUGGCAAUGGUCCAGUAAUCACUGAUGUCACUAGUGGUAAUAUCGAAGAUAACCUAGAAGAAGCUAUAACGUCAGAUGACCUCAAAGAUGAUGAUGCUGGUUGCCCAGAAAACACUGAUCUUGCUGCUGACAUUGAUAUAAAAGAAAAUAUUGACGCAGUUGUGGCCACCGAUCAACUUAAUGAUCAGGACUCUGAAUGCCCAGUAAACAUUGAUGCUGCUGCUGACAUUGAUACAAAAGGAAAUAUAAAAGCAGUUAUGGCCACUGAUAAAGUUAAUGUUGAGGUCUCUGUCAGCAUUUCCGUUGGACAUGAAAAGUGUACUAUGAAGCAAGAGAAAAAAGAUGGUUUUAAUGGGGAUGUAGAGGAAAGGCACCCCAGUAACCCAACACCUGAUGAUAUCCACUGUGGUAGCACUGAAGAAGAUUCAGAUGAGCUUGAAGUUAUAUAUGAAAGAAAAAAGCAUAAGUCCACAUGUCCUGUUGUAAAAUAUCAAAAAAGUGCAGUUCACUCAGAGGAGGCAAGUCAUUUUAGUGUGGACAUAAAAGUUGCGCACCCCCGUAACCCAACACCUGAUGAUAUCCGCAAUAGUGCUACUGAAGGAGAUUCAGACGAGGUGCAAGUUAUAUACGAAAGGAAAAAGCAUGUGUCCACCUCUCCUGUUGUAAAAUAUCAAAAAAGUGCAGUUCUGCAAGAGGAGGCAGGUCAUUUUAGUGUGGGUGUAAAAGUUGCGGAAUCGGUGAAUGCAUUACAGUGUGUCCCCACUGGUCAACAAGAGGAAGAAAGGAGCUUUAAUGUGGAUACAGGUGUCUCGGUCUCCAAUAUUCCACCUGGCGCGAAUGCUGCUACACACAACAAUAUUGUAGACACUGAAAAAUCUGAUGGAGCAAACAUUGAAUAUGUUUGUCCUAUGUGUGUCUUUGCUGCAUCCCACACCACUGAUGAUAAGCAAAAGAAUGCAGGCUAUUUGAAAGCAAUUACAGACAAUUUGAAAUCUGGUUGUCCAGCUGUAGUUAACGCUUCAAGCAGUGUUACUGAAGGAGAUCAGUGGGUAACUGCUGCUCUCAACAAUGUGCAGGGGCAGAGUGCUGGUUGUCCAACUGCUGUUAUUGUUUCAAACAGUGAUACUGAAGGAAACCAGUGGGUGAAUGCUGCUAUCGACAAUGUGCAGGAGCAAAUAUCUGGUUGUCCAACCAUCGUUAGUGCUUCAAAUAAUGUUACUGAAGGAAACCAAGAGAUAUCUGAUGAUGUAGACAUUGUGAAGGAUGAAAAUUCUGAUUGUCCAGCUGUAGUUAGUGCUUCAGAUACAGAUACUGAAGAAAACCAAGGGGCAACUGCUGCUCUAGACAGUGUAAAAGACGAUGAAUCUGAGACUUCCUUUGUGAAAGAAGAAACAAUAGUAGACUACACAGUAGAUCCAGAUGGCUCGGGGCAUGCAUCUCCUGUACAGCAUCGUGAAAUAUCUGCAGUCGAAGAGAAGGAAGAAGAUAGUAUUGAUACUGAGGAACAUGACUUGACUUCUGAUUACACAACUGAAAUUUCCAGUUUUAAAAGAGAUAUUAACUCAAGCCCUGAAGAAGCUUCCUUGUCUCACUUGUCUCAUGAAGCUGAAGACAACCUUGGACUUUCAUAUUCUUGGUUUGGAUGGGAAAGACAAGAGUCUGAAGCAGAUAUUAAUGAGGUUACUGAUGACUGGGAAACUGAUUGUCCACCAGAAAUACGGAACCCAGAUGCUAACAUCGAGAGAGAUCUCCAAGAAACUGUAAUUUCAGAUGAAUACAUUGAUUCAGUUCUUCAGACAAGAGUUCUGGAUAGUCCUCAAUCUUCAAAGGAAGACAAUAGUGCUGAGUCAGUUCUUGUGACAAGAUUUCCGGAUAGCCCUCAACCUUCAAAGGAAGGUAAUAGUGCUGAGUCAGUUCUUGAGACAAGAGUUCUGGAUAGCCCUGAACCUUCAAAGGAAGACAGUAGUUCUGAGUCAGUUCUUGUGACAAGACUACCGGAUAGCCCUCAACCUUCAAAAGAAGACAGUAGUGCUGAGUCAGUUCUUGAGACAAGAGUACCGGAUAGCCCUCAAACUUCAAAGGAAGACAGUAGUGCUGAGUCAGUUCUUGAGACAAUAGUACCGGAUAGCCCUCAAACUUCAAAGGAAGACAGUAGUGCUGAGUCAGUUCUAGAGACAAGAGUACCGGAUAGCCCUCAAACUUCCAAAGAAGACAGUAGUGCUGAGUCAGUUCUUGUGACAAGACUACCGGAUAGCCCUCAACCUUCAAAUGAAGACGGUAGUGUUGAGUCAGUUCUUGUGACAAGACUACCGGAUAGCACUCAACCUUCAAAUGAAGACAGUAGUGCUGAGUCAGUUCCUCAGACAAGACUAUUGGGCAGCCCUUUACCUCCAGACAGAGCCAAUACUGAUUCAGAUCUCUGCGUAGGAAAUCGGCUAAGUUCUCCAGUUUCAGCUGAAGAUAACAAUGUUGAAUGUGGUCUUCAGUCAAGAAUAGGUGACAGCCCUCCAGCUGCAAAGGAAGAUAACACAGUUGUUGUCGAAUCAAGUCUUCAAACAGGAAAACUGAGAAGCUCUGUAGUUACAAAAGACGAUAACAAUGUUGAAUGUGGACUUUCUACGCAAAAACUGAAAAGACCUGUAGUUUCAAGACAAGAUAGUGUUCUCUCUUGCUGUGUUCCUGAAAGCUGGAACCCAAAUAGAAUCCUUGUAGUAAAGCUGAGAAAAACUGAAGUGACUGAUUACUAUAAAGGAAUUGAAUCUCACAUGAGGGACAGAAAGUCAAGUAACAUAAGGAAUAUGGCAACAAAAAAAGAUCAGCUGCAGCUUGACAACUGUAUUGUUACACUGUCAGAAGACUACAGAAAUCAUAUUCCAGGAAAUGCAAAUCAUGGUCACCGUAACAGGUCAGGGAGCCUUGAAAAUAUCACAGAAGAUUCCAACCAAGAGGAUAACAUUUCCUCAAAGAACUGUGAAAAAGUAGGAGGAGAUCCUGCUUGUAAUUAUAAUUGCAAUUCCUGCUCAGAUGUUUUCUCAUCAAAAUAUAGUCUUAUCAAACAUGUAUUUACCCAUACUGCAUUAGAUGCUCCUGUACACAUUUGUAAAUUUUGUGGGAUAGUUUUUAAUUCAGAUGUUGAAUUGCAGAGACACAAUGAAAAGAGUUGUUGUAGAAUGUUGCACAAAGAACCCUGUCAUUUUAGUCAUAAGACUCAAGAAGGGAACUGUAAAACUGAUAUUAAUAGUUUCUUGGCAAAAAAUGAAAGUGCAGAUGGUGAAUUUACUUGCAGUUCUUGUGAAAAAGUUUUUCCAUCAAAAUAUUGUCUCAUAAAACAUGUAUUUACUCAUAUGGAUGGUGUACAGGCACCUUCACAUAUUUGUAAAUUGUGUGGCAAGAUUUUAAGUGCAGCUUUUAGCUUGAGAAGGCACUAUAAGUAUGGUUGUAAGAAGUCAUAUCGUGAAAAAUCAUGGAAUAGCGGUAAUCAGUUGCAAGAAGAUACACAUCAUGAUCACAGGAACUUGCAGGAAGAAGUGGCACAAGUUAAACAUGCUCCCAACACCAACAAUAAAGAGUUCUCUUCAAAAGAUGUCUAUGAUCAUGUUGAUGGCGAAGAAACUUACUCAUACAUCUGCAAUGUGUGUGGUGGAUCGUUUAGUACGGUAUCAAGACUGAAAAAACAUUUUUUGAAACUUUGUAGCAGAAUAGACGAUUCCAUACAGUACCUUAAUGGAAUACAAAGGAGGACACAAGAAAAGAAAAUGAGUGAUUGCUCAGAUAAGUCUGACAGAACUACAGGAGAAACUACUCAUUCUGAAUUCAAGUGUAGUUCAUGUCCAAAUGUCUUGUUAUCAAAAGAUAGUCCUACAAAACAUGAAUUUACUCAUAUAGAUACUACAUAUACCCCUUCAUACAACUGUAAACAGUGUGGCAAGGUUUUCAAUACAGAAUUUCACUUGGAAAUGCACAUGAGCAGAAAGGAACAGUGCACAGCUGUAGAACAUAGAGACGGUGUUGUUGACCUUGACCUUUCUGACAAGAAAAGGUUUUUGCCUCAGGUUCAUAAUGUGUCACAACAGGAGUUGGCCAUAUCUAUUAGUACUGCACAGUCAUCAAAUUCCAAACUUAAGAAUAUACGUGUCACAUACAAAUGGUCAGUUAGGGGUGGACGGAAGGUGAAAAUGUAUCUUUGUGAUUUAUGUGAUAAGCCCUUUAGAAAGUCAAGUAACCUUUUAACACACCGACGUACGCAUACUGGAGAAAAAAACUGCAUCUGCAAUAUCUGUGGUAAAUCAUUUGGUGUGAUGGGCAAUUUGAAGAGACAUUUGAUUUCACAUUCAGGAGAAUAUCCGUAUAUGUGUAAUGUUUGCAAUAGACAGUUCAAGCAGAAAGAACAUUUGAAGAGGCAUGGGCGUAUCCAUACAGGAGAGAGACCUCAUAAGUGCCGCAUUUGUGGAAAGAGUUUCAAGCAAUCAGGCUCAUUGCAAAAACAUAAAGUUGUACAUACAGGAGAAAAGCCACACAAGUGUGAAAUUUGUGGUAAAACUUUUGGUCUUCUUGGCAAUUUGAAGCAGCAUAUAUAUACACAUGCAAAGGAAAGAUGCUAUAAGUGUGACAUUUGUUUUAAAUCUUUUAGCAAGUCCACUACGCUGAAGAAGCAUUCAUGCAUUGCCCCAAGUGAAGGCAGGCGAUAUAAAUGUACCUUUUGUUGUAAAUACUUCUAUCAAUAUUGUCUUUUGAAACAACACCUUGCUAUUCAUACAGGAGAACGACGUUACAAGUGUAAUGUUUGUGGGAAAUGUUUUAUUGGAUCGGGUAAUUUAAAGAUUCAUAUGUAUGUACAUACUGGAGAGAAACCAUACAAAUGUGAUGUAUGUGGAAAAACUUUUAACCAGUCCAGCAGUAUGAGGCGACAUUUAAGAGUACAUAAUACAAUGUAAUGUGUGCACAUGGUACUGUUUUCUGUAUGUUU
Schistocerca gregaria is the source of this 5924-nucleotide messenger RNA. RefSeq lists its product as uncharacterized. The transcript is spliced from 44 exons. NCBI's taxonomy places the organism in Eukaryota, Metazoa, Arthropoda, Insecta, Orthoptera, Acrididae. The record is from RefSeq and is a predicted model, not a curated record. The coding region runs from base 190 to 5892 and encodes 1900 amino acids.